AUGGUGCUUCUACUCAGUCUUCCUACCGAGGUGCUGCGCAUGAUAUGUGAUCAUGCCGAGGCCAGGCAGCUUGCCUCCUUGGCUCGCACCUGUCAACCCCUCUACUCGAUCGCGAACCCUAUGCAGUACCGUCGCGCGAAAGAUAAUCCUGAGGUCCUGUGCUGGGCUGCAGAGAAGGGCCUCCUGGGGACGAUGCAGCAGUUGCUUGCUGCUGGAGCUGACCCGAACAAGCCAGUCCAGCAGGACAUGGGGGCCUUCGAUUCCCCUGCGUUACUGGGGCGUCCCCAGGACUAUCUACGGGUACUGCAGAAUAGUCUACAGCGUAACCCAAAUAUACCCUCGACUACUGUACAAAGGGCGGUUGCGAUCCAGGCCGGCCGGGCUCCGCCUAGACCAAAGCGCAUCUACACGGCGUUACACCAAAGCGCAAGGGCCGGUCACGAUCAUCUGGUCACGCUCUUGCUUUGUAAUGGGGCAAACAUCAACACCACAUCGAGCGGGUUCUGCGAAUGCUGCCCUACCUUGACCCCGGAACUCGGAUAUCCAACUAUGGCAGGCCGGUUUUCUUCGAGGCCGCCGGAGAGCCCCAUGUGGACGCCACUGCACGUGGCAAUAUGCAAAGGCCAUCAGAGCACGGCCAAACUUCUCAUGUCAUGGGGGGCAUCCUUAGUUGUUGGAACCUCGAAAGAUCCCAGGACCGGCCGCCCUGUGACAGCUCUUCAUUGCUCGAGUGUGCUGGGCGAUGUGGCGCUCACUCAAGCUGUAAUGGAGCAUUAUCAACCGGACCUGGAAGCCAGAACCAGCAGCGGAUUGACAGCUCUAGGGCUAGCAUACCAAUACCCCUACCUAGAUGUCAUGGAACUUCUAUUAAAGAAUGGUGCCAGAGUUGACGAGUAUAAUGGAGACGGGACUACUCUGCUUGGACGUGCGUGCAAGGUUGGACAGUACGAGCUGGCGGCCUGGCUCAUAGAACGCGGUGCCAACCCCCUUCUUGGAGCAACGGGGCAUCGUUUUACACCGCUGCAUCUUGUCUGCGAGUCGAUUUCCCGUGAACCGUACAAAGUGCCAGCCGACUGGCCGAGACUACUCACGCAGGGCGACAUCGCGAGUAUACUCUUGAAGGCGGGACCGGAUGCAAUCCGCAUGACGACACCCAAUCAAACAGUUCCCAUCCUUGCCGCGGCAAAGAACUGUUCUCAUGAGCUUGUUGAACUACUUAUUGCACACGGAGCGGAUGCCAAUGCCUACGACAAACAUGAGACAGCUCUCACCGCCGCGUGCGGCUCAAAGCUCUGUGGGAGGACGCCCGAGGACCUGUGGAAUACCGUGAGACUCCUGAUAACCCACGGCGCUUCAGUACAUAGAAUGGACAUCCAUUCGCACACCCCACUUGAGAUACUCUGCCGUAACCAGCCCUUGGCAUUCCACCGCGAAACAAAAGAAAAGCUGGUUGAGCUCCUCAUACAGCAUGGCGCCACUCCAGAAGCGAGCGAUCCUUCCAGUCAAGCCGAUAGUCCUUGCAUCAGCCUUUUUGUGAAUGAUCAUAUCGCGAGUUGCAGGCUGCUCCUUGCACACGGAGCCACGCCACCCAACCCGAGCCAGAUAAGCCAGAUGAUUGCGCACGCUAUCACAAGAAACAAGCCCGAAGCCCUGCGUUUCGUGCUUGCCUUCGAUGGGGCACCCAAACUCAUGGCUACCGAGACUCGCCUCUAUGAGGCUCUGAAGAAGGACAUCGGCACUGUUGCCGAGAUCUUGUUCGACCACGGUGCACCCUACUCAUAUGUUUCUGAUGAGGGCUGGUCUUGCCUGCUUCUCGCCUGUCAAUUGACUCAUGAUGGCCUCAACCUAUGCAGAAAGCUUCUUCUUGCAGGCGCAGACCCUAACCACCUAACGGAUAGCGGGGUCUGCCCUCUAGAUAUCGCCGUGCAGAGGAACGAUUCGGCCCUCGUAGAACUCUUGCUGGAUCAAGGGGCAGAUCCAGAUCACGCAGGUCCAGACGGCAGAUCUGUGCUUGUGAGAGCCAGCAAUGGUCCCCAGCAGGAUAUAGUCAACGCGCUUUUACGCAGUUUUCAAAAAAGGAAAAAGUAG
Molecule: messenger RNA, 2088 nt
Organism: Neoarthrinium moseri
Lineage: Eukaryota; Fungi; Ascomycota; Sordariomycetes; Amphisphaeriales; Apiosporaceae
Exons: 1
Coding region: 1-2088 (695 amino acids)
Cellular component (GO): cytoplasm; nucleus
Molecular function (GO): protein binding
Source: RefSeq, a predicted model, not a curated record